AUGGCGCCCACGGCCCGUGCAAAAAAGGUACAAAUGACCAGCUCCACGCCGAGAACACAGUGGGACACCCCUCACCCCUCAAUACGGAGCUAUAUGCCAACCCCCAUAGUCUUACGCACGCAAGGGGAGACAUCAAACAUGGUGCCGUCCUCGCCGAGCACGUUGUCGGAAGAUGGCUCCCACACAGACAUCAGCAUGCCUACAGCAUCCACUCCAGACUGGUAUGCCCUGUUUGUCUCCCUACCUAAAAAGGAGGACAUCCACUCUCUCUUGGAGGAGGUGAAAUCUGCACUUCACACAGAAAUGUGCUCUCUCACCACUUCACUCAUAGCACUGGAGGCAAGAGUGACGGCCCUGGAAAGCAGGGGUCCAAGUCAGCAGGGUCCUAUCCUGCCAUGCCCAGCAUUAUAA
This is a messenger RNA of Pelobates cultripes (western spadefoot toad), 411 nucleotides long. Lineage: Eukaryota; Metazoa; Chordata; Amphibia; Anura; Pelobatidae. The record is from the annotation of a GenBank genome assembly.